AUGAGACGCCCCACUGAAGAACACCGGGAAGCUCGCAGACAGAAGAGAAGACAAAGAAGAUUACCCACUCCCCCCGAGGGACAGCCGAGUAUUACGGUAACAGCAUGGAACCUACAAGGGUUAUCAGUCCACGAAAGAAACAGAAACCGACUGAAGAGAGUAAUUACGUAUGCACAAGGCAAAAGAUGGGAAAUAAUCCUAAUAUCAGAGCUUCGAUCAAAAUCGAAAGGAGUGAUAUGGAUAGGUGAAGCUAGUGAACAAACAGUUGUUAUACACUCCCAACGUAGCGGUAUAGUUCUCAGUGGCGAGGCCCUCAAGUUCUGGAUCAGCGAAGGCCAAAAGAAAAGUUUCUCGGAGCGCACUACCGCCAUAGAGGUACAUGGUAUGAAAAUUAUAUCAGUUUACCAACCACUUUGGAGUAACGGGGUCGAAGGAAUAGAAGAAUAUAGACACUGCCUAGAAAAUGAAGUAGCCCGAACCCCCAAGACCAAGGUAUUAAUAAUUGGAGGGGACCAUAAUGCUCACAUUGGAAGGGAGAGAGCCUGUGAAACAAAUGGAAGGUAUGGUCUAACCACGCCAACAACCGAAGCAGGAGGAGACCUCCUCGAUUGGUGUGUAGCGCACGAUCUCCAAUGGAUAAACUUUUUCUCUAACCUUAGGAAAAGGGGAACUUGGUUUAACCACAGCCACCGCAGAUGGUAUGAGCUGGACGGAUGUAUAAUGAGGCGAGGAGAAAGGCACAGGCAUGCAAAAAGGAUACAAAUUACCGAGGAGCUAACGCUAUCGGACCACAAGCCGGUAUCCCUCCACCUAAAAAUCCCAAAGAGGUCCAGACCAACAAGAGUAGCACGGAAACCAGCAACAAACUGGGAGAAAUUGAGUACUGAGCAGACAGCUCUAAAAUUCCAAAAGGAGACCGAGACAAAGGAGGUGGACGAGGAUAGCUCAUGGAGCGAAAUAGCGACAGCGCUAGCGCAAGCUGCAUUAAAGUUAUGUGGAAAGAGAACCAGGCAGAUAGCGAAUCCGUGGACGAUCGGCCACGAAGAUGAGCUGUCACAGCUCCAUAAUUCCAUAGCUUCGGCCGUGAGGGAUAGAAACGAAUCCUUAGAGCAGGACCGUCCACUUUAA
Symsagittifera roscoffensis is the source of this 1128-nucleotide messenger RNA. RefSeq lists its product as uncharacterized. The transcript has a single exon. The record is from RefSeq and is a predicted model, not a curated record. The coding region runs from base 1 to 1128 and encodes 375 amino acids. Lineage: Eukaryota; Metazoa; Xenacoelomorpha; Acoela; Convolutidae.